AUGGGCUACGCCAUUCUCAUGCAGUGGACGACAACGGUCCCGCCGGGCCCACGCACAAACAUCUCGGACCUCGUCCUCUCGCGCGUCCUCGAGCACUACAACAUCACACACCCGAUGCGCUCCAGCGUCCAGCUGCGCACCUUUCGCGCAAUGUUCCCAGAGGCCAUCACACCGGCAUCCGCGGCCCUCGGCGCGGGAGCCACCCCGCCAGCACCGCGCUUGCUCACGACGAUCACGUAUUCGCUCCCCAUUCCGCCAGUCCGCGAUGUCCCAGUCCCACUGGGCGCCAGGGACGACACGACCUAUCUGUUUCUCGAGGACAGAGGUAUCCCUGCUGCUGCUCCUGCGACAUCGACACCGGCUGGUGCUACCCCAGUUCCAACUCCCACUCCAGCAGCAGCUCCAGCAGACCCCAAGGCGAACGGCACCGGCGACAAGGACGGCGCGAUCGAAAUCAAGGACACGCUUGAGGAUGAUGGGUUUGAGAUCGUUGACGUGACCAUGACCGAUGGCGAGAAGCCUGCUGCUGGGGACGCGGCCACAGCUACGACGAUCGAGACUGCACUACCAGCAGUACCCGCGGCCAAGCAGGCGGCACCACCAGCACCACGGAGGGAAAAGUACAAGAUCCUCGCCGUCAAGCCCGCUACCCUCGUCAUGCCCACACUACACAACUUGCUGUCGCCCUUUGUGCUAGGCCUGUCCAAGUCUGCCCGUGCAGCAGCGUCCACUACGGCCCAGGCAGCAGCACCGACACCCUUGACAGGUACACCUCUGAUCCUCACGACACUGGCGUUCCCGCCCACCGCGCACCCCCACCCCUCGCUCAGCCUCAGCGUGCACAUCUUGCCCAACGCAAACGCGCAAACCAUCUUUCUGGAGGGCGAAUGGGACGGUGCAGUGCCUGCUGAGGCGGCCACGAGCGUGUUGAAAGAGUUUUUGCUCGGCUGUGUCCCAGAGGGUGUGGCUGGUGACGCACGCUUCAUGAGCUGGGAAGGCGCCGACGAAUGUGGUCUUGAAGGGUGGACAAGUGUGGAGAAGACAAGGCGGAUGACCAUGUUGCUUACGCGCGCGCUGCGCGAAAGCCAGUUCAUCUAG
Messenger RNA from Apiotrichum porosum, 1098 nucleotides. RefSeq lists its product as uncharacterized. Lineage: Eukaryota; Fungi; Basidiomycota; Tremellomycetes; Trichosporonales; Trichosporonaceae. The transcript has a single exon. Bases 1 to 1098 code for a protein of 365 amino acids. The record is from RefSeq and is a predicted model, not a curated record.